AUGUUUGACCACUGUCGCUCUAUUCGAGUGGAGAGCGGCAUGUUCAUGAUCUAUGACCGCCCUGGAUACAUGGGACACCAGCACUUCAUGAGGAGAGGAGACUAUUCAGACUACAUCAGUAUGACAGGCAUGACGGACUGUGUCAGGUCCUGCCGUAUGAUCCCUGUGCACAAUGGUUCCUUCAGACUCAGACUGUAUGAACAUUUUGACAUGAGCGGGACAAUGAUGGAGCUUUCAGAAGACUGCACCAACCUCAUGAACCGCUUUCAUGUGUCAAAUUUCAACUCGUGUAAUGUGGAGGGCCACUGGCUGGUGUACGAGCACUCUCACUACAGAGGGCGCCACUGCUACCUCCGACCAGGCCAGUAUAAGAGCUUCAAUGACUGGAAUGGCUACAGCUCCAAGAUGGGAUCCAUCAGACGUCUAAAGGAUCUUUAA
Molecule: messenger RNA, 438 nt
Organism: Knipowitschia caucasica
Lineage: Eukaryota; Metazoa; Chordata; Actinopteri; Gobiiformes; Gobiidae
Source: the annotation of a GenBank genome assembly